GCAAAACUUCCUUUCUCUCCCUGUUCGCUCUUACCGUUAUUCAAGCAAUACAUCAGAGCAGUAGGUUCUCCCUCCACCUCCAUCCUCUCAACCAUCCUCACCCUCAUCAUCAUCCUCAUCUGCGACAUCCAACUGACCUCCAUCUCCCGCAGAUUCAUUCUCUCACGAGACAAACAAUAACCCCACACACAACCGUCAAUCUACAUAACCGCCAACAUGGGGUGAGUCAAUCCAUCAAUCCUCUGCGCACUCCCUCGAGCAUCUGCCAUCAAAGCAUCGCAUCGAGGGCUGCUUCUAUCACGAUGGAACAUCUGCUAACCAUUGCUUUCGCACUGCAGUAAGGAGAAGGCCCAUAUCAACGUCGUGGUCAUCGGCCACGUCGAUUCCGGAAAGUCAACCACCACUGGUAAGCACAACCUCGACCUCGCACGACGAGAUGGCGCACUUCGAACACCCAGCUUACAAUACAUACAGGUCACUUGAUCUACAAGUGCGGUGGAAUUGACUCCCGUACCAUCGAGAAGUUCGAGAAGGUAAGAUCCCGACGCUUCGUCGCUUUUCCUUUGACCUUUGAAUUUUCUUAUCGCAAAUUUUGCCCCUCGGUGGGGGGCUAGCCCCGCUUCACCACCAUCAAAUUUUCCUGAGCUCGGGCCUUUUCUUGCACAACGGCAGAUCCACCCGCACGCCCCACGCCACCACAGCUUGGCCUGAGCUUCCUUGGGUGGUGGUCUUGCUUGACAACCUCAUCGUCGCACAUCACCACCACCUUUCUUCUAUCUUCGUCAUCUCCUCAUUCCUGCAUUAUUUUAUUCUCAUGACCAUGGCUAACAGCAAUUGUAGGAAGCUGCCGAGAUGGGUAAGGGUUCUUUCAAAUACGCCUGGGUUUUGGACAAACUCAAGGCUGAGCGUGAACGUGGUAUCACCAUCGAUAUCGCUCUCUGGAAGUUCGAGACUCCUAAAUACAACGUCACCGUCAUUGGUAUGCUCUACCUUCACACCUCUUGUCUCUUCUGCCUGCUAAUUGUUCCUCCACAGACGCCCCUGGUCACCGUGAUUUCAUCAAGAACAUGAUUACUGGUACCUCCCAGGCCGAUUGCGCCGUUCUCAUCAUUGCCGCUGGUACUGGUGAGUUCGAGGCUGGUAUCUCCAAGGACGGUCAAACACGAGAGCACGCCCUCCUCGCCUACACCCUUGGUGUCAAGCAACUUAUCGUCGCCAUCAACAAGAUGGACACCACCAAGUGGUCCGAGUCCCGUUUCCAAGAAAUCAUCAAGGAGACCUCUUCCUUCAUCAAGAAGGUCGGAUACAACCCAAAGACUGUUGCCUUCGUUCCUAUCUCCGGAUUCAACGGUGACAACAUGAUCGACGUCUCCACCAACUGCCCAUGGUACAAGGGUUGGGAGAAGGAGACCAAGGCUGGAAAGUCUUCCGGAAAGACCCUCCUCGAGGCUAUUGAUGCCAUUGACCAACCUUCCCGCCCAACUGACAAGCCACUCCGUCUUCCUCUCCAGGAUGUUUACAAGAUUGGUGGUAUUGGCACAGUGCCAGUCGGACGUGUCGAGACCGGUGUCAUCAAGGCCGGUAUGGUCGUCACCUUCGCCCCAGCUGGUGUCACCACUGAAGUCAAGUCCGUCGAGAUGCACCACGAGCAGCUUGUCGAGGGUCUCCCAGGAGACAACGUUGGUUUCAACGUCAAGAACGUCUCAGUCAAGGAAAUCCGUCGUGGUAACGUCGCCGGUGACUCCAAGAACGACCCUCCAAAGGGUGCCGAGACCUUCGAUGCUCAAGUCAUCGUUCUUAACCACCCUGGUCAAGUCUCUGACGGAUACGCUCCAGUCUUGGAUUGCCACACUGCCCACAUUGCCUGCAAGUUCAAGUCCAUCAACCAAAAGAUUGAUCGUCGUACUGGUAAGGCUCUUGAAGAGAAGACUGAUGACAAGAAAUUGAUCAUCAAGUCCGGUGAUGCUGCCAUCGUCACCAUGGAGCCUUCCAAGCCCAUGUGUGUUGAGGCAUUCACUGACUACGCUCCCCUUGGACGUUUCGCCGUCCGUGACAUGAGACAAACCGUCGCUGUCGGUGUCAUCAAGUCCGUCAAGAAGGUCGACAAAGCCGGCAAGGUCACCAAGGCCGCUGUCAAGGCUGGUGCCAAGAAAUAGAUGUGUUUUUUUCUUCGGUUCUCUUUUUUUCAUCUCUGUGUAGCUGGAUGGUUUGUACCUUUGCAUCUAGUGGAGGUGGUUAGGGCUGGGAAAUAGAUAGUCUUUUGCGCCAUGAAAAAAUGUGACCACGAAUAAAAAUUAUGACCAUA
This is a messenger RNA of Hymenoscyphus albidus, 2305 nucleotides long. The record is from the annotation of a GenBank genome assembly. Lineage: Eukaryota; Fungi; Ascomycota; Leotiomycetes; Helotiales; Helotiaceae.